AUGAAAAUGAAAUUAACGAACUGCACCCUCCCGUUGUUGCUGCUCCUGCUUGCAUCUAGCAGCUGCCUUGCCGAUAGUCAGCAGCAACAGCAAUCUGUCCAGUCGGAACAAUCCUUCGCGAGUGCAGCUGGUGGCGGUGAAAACUCCGACAAAAGCAUUGCGAAUACGGUGGACAAGAACAAACGUGGUGCCCCGAGCGUACCGGUUGUCGUAGGUACCCCGGCGGCGCAGCACACCGCUUACAUAAAUCACCACGUUGUGGCUGCACCUAUUUCCGGCCACGCAACGCACGCAGCCAUCGGCGCGGUUCCGUUCGGGUACGGUCACGCACUGGCGAGCGGAGGACACAUCCUGCAGACGCCGGCAGCAGCAGCAGUCGCGACGGCAGUGCCGCAGCAUGUGACCAUACACAAGGUCAGCUACGUUGAGCCUGCCAGGGCGACUACCACGACCACGACCCUCAAGCUGGCUAGCGCGUCCGAAGGGUUGCAUCAUCUGUCACCCCUCUUGGCGAAGUAUAACUACGCCGUACCGCAGCUCACCUACACGCACUACCCGCAGUAUCAGCUAGUGCAGCACCACCACCACCAACAGCAGACCAGCCCCGUCGGUGGGACGCUCCAGCCGGCCACCAUCUACGCGACUCACACGGCGCUUCACGAGCAUCCGGUUGCGGAGAUUGCUACCCACCACCAGCCGCAGCACCAGCAACAGACGGCGUACGCACAUCAGCAGCCCAUUUAUGCGUCCCACCCGGCGGCCAUUCAUUACUCGGUGGCCCUUCCCGGGCAGCAUAAUUACGCCGGGCAGCAACAGCAGCAGCAGCAGCAGCCUCAGCAACAACAGCAGCAUCCUCUGAGCCACACGCAAGCCAUCCAUUACCAGCAGCAGGCGGUGGCGUCGGGCCUCGCCGGGCAGCAGCCGGCCGUGCCGAUCGUCCACCAGGCCCCGAUCGCCGCCAUCAAUCAGGUCCACCAGGCGCAGCAGGUCUACGCGACCCAGGGACAGCUGACCAAGUAUCCACUGGCGGGAACGAGUUUGUACGGAGCGGGCGGGUUGCAGAACCAAAUAUACUCCACGGUACCCAGCUACGGUGACCCAGACACACUAACAAACCUAGCCAAUCCCGAACCAUCCACUCCCUCCGACGCUCCCCGCCGAUACCCGACCGUACGGCCCGUCAGCCGGCCCAGCAACGUCCCAAACGAUAUCCGGCCCAUCACCGAGUACGAGGAUGAUUACGGUGGCGAGGGUACGGACGCGGCCGGCGUCGACAACGACCUGUACCGGGACGAACAGCCGCCCGGCCGGAACGGAGCGCCCGCUGGUGGCGAACGGGUGAACGAACCGUGCGACAAAGACUCCAAGAAGUCGGGCCAACCGAGUGCGUUCAACCGGAAUCUCUACAACAUGUGGAGGGCGUACGAUCUGGGCCGGGCGCUGCUGAAGGCUUCCGGUGCCAGUGGAACGACGCCCAAGCCCCGGACCAAGCCACCGAACGGCGACAGCACCGACCGUAUCCAGCUGAUCCACCCGCCGGGCGAGUCGGACAAGAAGCUGAAGGGCAAGUACUACGAGGGCAAGUACUACGCCUACAACCGGGCCGGUCGUCAGGAGACCAACCGUUCGCCAAAGUCCGUCAAUCCCGGCACUACGUCUACGACAACGCGUACGCCCUCGUCCCGCCGGAGAAAGCUCGACUAA
Molecule: messenger RNA, 1704 nt
Organism: Anopheles coustani
Lineage: Eukaryota; Metazoa; Arthropoda; Insecta; Diptera; Culicidae
Product: protein couch potato-like
Exons: 7
Coding region: 1-1704 (567 amino acids)
Source: RefSeq, a predicted model, not a curated record